AACCUGAAUCCCGAGCUGCAGCAGGGAUAUCGCAUCUUGCGUGAGUUUCUCAUGGAGAAGUACCGACCUCUGACAGCACCGUUUUUGAAGCCCCUCGCGGAUCAGGCAUCCAUCAGUGAAGAAAGAGCUGGCUCCCUCUCGGGCCAUAACAGCAAUCACUCCUUUCAGCAGUCGCCAGCUGGAAUGUGGCUCUUGAAGAUGGAAGAGAAAUUUUCCAAUGGCCAGUAUGGAGGGAUAGCAGAUUUCGUGGGUGACUUCCGGCUAAUGCUGGAGACAUGUUACCGAUUGUAUGGUAUAGAUCACUGGCUCUCCAAACAGGCCCAGAAGCUGGAGAUGAUGCUGGAACAGAAGCUGGCGCUACUGUCCCGGCAUUUAAGAGAAAAAACCUCAAUAGCUGUAACAUCUAGAGGAUGCCAUGGGCUGGAAGAUGAGAAAGGAACAGCAUGCGUUUCAACCAGACGUCGUUCCACAACUCGCCAUUUAGUAUGCUUGUCAACAGGCAUGUUUGAGUCUGUGGUGGUUCAGGCUCUAAGACAAGAGGAACAGCUGAAAGCAAAAGAGGAAAAGAGGCUGAGAGAGCAAGAAAGAAAAGAAGCAGAAGAAGCUAGCCAGAAAGAAAUAGAAGAAUGGGAAAAGUCACUUUUAGCUCAAGCAGCACCUACAAAGAUGGAGACAAUGUGGGAGAUUCCAGCUAUUGGUCAUUUUCUUUGUUUAGCUCAGCAGAUUUUAAAUUUACCUGAAAUAGUAUUCUAUGAAUUGGAACGUUGUCUUCUGAUGCCUCAGUGUAAUGCUUUUUUAUCUAAAAUAAUGACUUCUUUGUUAAGUCCUCCUCAUCGCAGAUCUACAUUACAUCGCAGGCCUACACUUUCUUACAGGACUUGGGAAGCAGCACUCAGACAGAAAGUAAAACACUGGUAUACUGUUGUAGGGCAGACUGAUAAUCCUAAUAGCUCUGCAGAAAAACUUGGAUUGUGUCCACAGUUCUUCAAAGUCCUUGGAGAAGUUAGUCCCUUGGAGGAAAAACGAUUUCAUGAGCUACCAUUCUACCAAAAAGUGUGGCUGCUUAAAGGUCUCUGUGAUUUUGUGUAUGAAACACAAAAGGAUGUUCAGGAUGCAGUGCUAGGUCAGCCUAUCCAUGAAUGCAGGGAAGUAAUUCUUGGUUAUGACUACUUGGAGAAUGCCUAUGUUCAUUUUCCACAGUUUUGUGGUGCAGAUGUUCGGAUUUACAAACAAAAACCGUUUCAGGCUCCUGAAUUCCCAUCUCCUCCCAUCAAAAUUAAAAAAGUGUCACGUGUAAAAUUGGAGAAAAUAAAACAUGAAUAUGUAAACAAAAGCAAUGGGGAGGUCAGCUCUGGCAGUAGAGAAGAGCUGGUAACUCGUUCUAAGACAGAAGUAGAUAAGAGUAUGGACUCUAUUGUUACCUGUCCAGAAAAAAAAAUGCACAUAGAUAGCUCCAGAGUGACUACAGAGAAGAUGGAAAUUAAUUGUGAAACAGAGACCUCAGGAGUCUGCAACAUCAAAAAACCUGGUUGCUCUAAAGACAACUUGAAGAAGUUGAUGAGUUCAGGAGAGACUGUUAGUAUAGGUGGUCACCCUCAUUCGGGAGAAGUAAGGGUGGUGGAGAAUGGACAAGGUUGUGCCUUUGAAAUGACCAGAGUAAAAGCUGCAGUUAAUCCAUUCAAGGAGAACACACUGAAAUCUUGCCAAAUGCAUGUCAAUGGCACUCACAAUGACAACCAAGACAUGAAUUACCAUGAAUCUACUAAAGAAACAAUGCUAGAGAGCUCACUUCAAAAUAAUAAACUAUAUAAGUUGCGAGCAAAAAAGAAGAAAAAGAAAAAAAAGAAGUUGAAGGAUAUUCUAAAUGAAAAUCUACAGCGGAAACUUGAUGACUUGCAAAGAAAGCGCGAGUUUCAUCUUCAUCCAUUCAAAUCUUAUAAAUCUGAGAUCCAGAAUAAGUUAUUUAUAAUUAAAAAGAAAGCAAAACACAAGAAACACAAGUCUGGAAAAAAAUCGGUAUCUAAAAAAGCAAUCCCAAAGAAGAGGAAAGGUGUCACAAAGUCUACCAUACCAGAAUUUCAGCUUAUUUGCACUAAUCUUGAUGAACUCAGGGAAUUAAUCACAAAGAUUGAGAAUGAACUCAAAGAUCUGGAGGACAUUAAAAAGAAAUCGGGAAGAUGGUACCACCGAAAGCAAGCAGUAAAGGAAUUGCAUGGUACGUUGAUACGACUGCUUAAUGAGCUGCUACCAUGGGAACCAAAGCUAAUGAAAGCAUUUCAAAGAAACAGGUCUAGAUUGAAGAAGGACUACGACGACUUUAAAAGACAUCCAGACCAUGAAAAAUUUAACAGAGAAUUGUGGAGUAAUGAUGAAAGUGAAGUUGAUUCUGGCAAAGAUUCUUUUACAGUAGCAUGCACUAAAUCUUCAGAGUCUGUAGAACAUGUGAAAGUUCCUGAAAAAGAUCACUCAGAAACUGAUGAGACAAAACUAUUAGAGAUGAACUUCCCUGCAGGAAAACACAGAAUUCUGAAAAAAGAAUCAACUUCUAAAGAAAUACAGAAGACAAUUCCAAAGUGUGUUAAACGACAGUCCAAGCAAAGUAGUUGUCUGGAUCAAAGCACUAAUGAACUUUCACCAAGGAAGAAAGCUAAACUGAGCAGUAUUGAGGCUGUGACCCAGAGUUCAGAAAGUAGCCUGCAGCCAGAUAGUUGUUUGGCUACGCUGAAUAAAUUUGAAGGGUCAACUGUGCAAUCAUUUUCCUUGGCAGAACCUACAAUAUCAGUGUCAAACUUUCUGAAAGGGACCAAACCCAUCCAGGCCUUGCUUGCCAAGAAUACUGGGAACAAAGUGACCUUAAUGAAUCAGCUGGUACCUCCCCAAGGCAUAAAUGUGUCUACUUCUGAAAAUCCAGUUUUAUCACCUUUGAAAUCAUCACUGAUAAAACCAGCAUUGCCCUCCCAGACCAACUCAAAAACUCCUUUACAAAUUAUAUACAAAAUGCCAAGUGGCAACUGUGUACCAAUAGACCUUCACAACAGCUCUGUGAAAAUUCAAGUGCAACCUGUGAUUGACCCUAAAACUGGAGAAAAAGUCAUGCAACAAGUUCUUAUUUUACCUAAGAAUUUUCUUAUUCAGCAGAAGGAAGGAAAAAUUGUGUCCAAGGACACUGAGUCACUACAAGAAUCAUCAGAACUGCAACAUACAGUUUUACCAGAAAUAUCAAAUAUCACUGUUUCUUUAAAACCUCCUCUAGUAACAGGUUCUACAAGUACUACCACUCAGUCAUUUAGUACAAUUUUUAACAAGAAUAUUACCCAAUUGUCACAAGUGACUGGUCCCAUAAACACUACACAAUCCACUCUUGCUGUAACUUCAGGAGGUAACUUGUUAUCAUCAAUUAAGAUGCUCCAGACUGACAAAAUCAAGACUACAGUUUCAGCUGCCACAUUCCCUGUGUCUUUGACUUCACCUACUCUUUCCACAGCUAGCCAGUCUAUGAUAUCAGCAACAGCAGUAAGUGCAUCUCCAAACACUGCUUCUGCCAGUCAUAGUGUUGCAUCACAGCAGACGAAUGACUCCUUUGAAGCUAGGCAAGAGCUGAAGACUGUGUGUAUAAGAGAAUCACAUUCUAUUCUGGUCACAACACGAGGCGGAAACACAGGAAUUGUUAAAGUGCAAACAAACCCAGACCAGAUUUCACCUAGUAGUUUAUCAUCUAGUUCAGUUCUCACUUACACACCUCAGUUUCAGACUUUUCUUGUGCCAAAAACCACAGCAUUGUUAUGCUCUACUCUUCCAUCUGUAGCUACAGCCACAUCUGGUCUCCCACAUACUGGACAAGCACCAUCUUCUGGGUUUGCCCCAUCAACAGCUGCUUCUGUUAACAUUCCAGCUUUCCCAGCUGAUUUUACCCAGGCAAUGGAGAAAAAUACAAAAUUUACAUUACAGCAGCCUGCUGUUGGGAGUAUUUUGGGCCAGGUAAUAGAGAACUCCUGCUGUACGUCCUCUUCUUUACCCUCCAUCUCAUUAGCUAGCAAUUUGAUGUCAGCAGCUCCAAACAGUCCUGUUAGUGUGACUAGCAUUGGACAAAAUAAUGCUGUCAUAACUCCAGAUUCUUUAGUGCAGCAGCAAGGUUAUACUAAAACUAAAAUAAAACCUGCUACACAGUCUGAGUCUAACUCAGCAACAAAUGGAGAUUUAAUCAGUGGUACUCCAGUCCAGAAAUUUACAUUAGUCACAAGUCCACCUAUUUUAUCACCAUGUGGGGCAUCAGGAGUCAGUAUUAUACCCUCUCUGGCAUCCACUGCUGUUAAUGCUCAGAAGUUGGUUUUUAUUAACACACAAAUUGCCAGUGGCCCAUCAACCACCAGUCAAGUUGCAGAGGCAUUAAAACAUAACCUUCCUUCUUCCCUAAGCAAAACUCUUGUUAAUGCUACAGAACAACCACAGUUGGUUCUGAUCCCAUCGACAGCAGGAGCACCAAUAAGAAUGAGUUCAUCACCAACCAUUGCUCAAGUAAAAGAUGUCAAAGUUGGACUAAAUAUAGGUCAAACCAUUGUAAAUACAAAAGGCAGUGUACAACAGGCUCCACCAGUUAAUAUAUUGCACUCUGCCAUUUCUGAAGGAGAAGACAAGAAGAGCAUUGGCUUGGCACUAACUUUGACAAGUAGCAGUGCUUUAAUUCCUGUUCCGAGCUUUGUGAGUCAAAGUGCUGUGUCAGUUAAUGAACCUGUAUGUGUUACAACAAAAGCUGAAAGUGCCUCUAGAGUAACAACAGCAAAUGCAUGUGUAGAAUCUGUUUCAGCAACAUCAAGUGCGACUUCCUGUGGGACAUGGCCCACUGUCUUUAUUAAGGGAAAUGAUCCCUCAAGAAUAAGGCCAGUUCUGGGUAAUCGACUGUGUACAUCAAAUAGUGGAAAUACUGUGGGUGUAUCAACUGUGAAAACAGGACAUCUUGCUUCAUCUGUGCUGAUUUCAACAACGCAACCAACAGUAUCUCUUCAAAACGUGGCAUCUGCUUUGCAAUUUCCAGUCAUUAGCUUGCCUGGAGCGGUAGCCACCCCCCAUAAAUUGUUACAUACAGUUCCUCACUUGACAGCAGUUCCAGCUUCUCCUCCAGUACAAAAGAGCCAAUUGCCCAUGCCACUUCACUUUCAGCCAUCAGGAGUUUUGGCUACUAUACCGAGUAAUGCAGUUCUUCACAAACCUCAGAGCGUGUUGUCCCCUCCAUUGCCAAAUACAGGCAAAGUCAUUAGUUUUCCCAGCUUUUCUUCUCUACAGUGCAAGCAGGUGUCUCCCAGUACAGGGAAACGAAGUCAUACUGACACUUGUGCUUCUGCUGUUCAGCUGUCUGCAAGUUCACCAACUCUAACAAGCAAGGCAGGAGGUCAGUGGAAUGAACCUUGCAUUCAACAGAAAAUAGUCAUUAACACCUGUAUGCCUUUGGCACCUGGAACACAGAUGAUGAUUAAUGGUUCUCGUUUUGUUGUUCCACCACAAGGCCUUGGAGCUGGCAGCCACAUUCUUCUUCUCUCUUGUAAUACCAGUAUUAAUCAUGGCCAGGAACCUCAAGGUAUACCUGUUGUUAGUCCAAUAAACUCUAAAAUCAUGCUAGCACCAAGUAAUUCAUUAAGUUGGCAAAUAUCAAAAAUUCCUUUGAAAAGUUCUACAAAAAUUGUGAACUCCUUUGGUUCUGCAGAUGCUUUACCCAUCGUAUAUGCAACACCCCAGAUACUUAGUACUCCAGUUAGUUCAUGUACUCUGCUGUCAGCAGCAACACCAGCUGUGUCAUCAGUGAUAAAAUCUCCUGUUAAUGUUGUAACUACAUCUUCUGUCGUUUCUGCUGGUUACCCUCCAAACUCCCAUUUACCAGGCAACACUUCAGUGUUUCACUUAGACACAUCUAUCAAAAAACUGUUGGUUAGUCCAGAGGGAGCCAUUUUGAAUGCUAUAAACACUCCAGCAUCAAAAGUUUCUUCGCUGUUUUCAUCACUGCCUCCUGUUGUUGUGUCCACAAGCAGAAAUCCUACCACUGUCUUCCCUGCAUCUCAGUCAUCUUGCCUUGAUAAACCUGACAAAGAUGCAUCCUGACUUUACUGCAAAUGAGCCACUUGGAGAUUUUUGGGGAUUCUUCUGACUUUGAAAGU
Molecule: messenger RNA, 6146 nt
Organism: Chaetura pelagica (chimney swift)
Lineage: Eukaryota; Metazoa; Chordata; Aves; Apodiformes; Apodidae
Gene: BRD10
Product: KIAA2026 ortholog
Exons: 8
Molecular function (GO): protein binding
Source: RefSeq, a predicted model, not a curated record